AUAUAUUUAUUCUAUACAUAUUUGUAACUAAUAUUAUUUAUCUUUUUUUUUAGGUUCAUUACAACCGGACUGGAUUACAGUCUUACCCCCAAAAAUAAAAUUAUAUUUUAUCGUCAACUGUUGGAUCGUCUCCGAGCACAGGAUUUUAUUUGGAGGCCAUAUUUGGGAUUGGAACAUCAACCAAACCCCGAAGAUGCAGCUGUUUGGACAGCAAAAACGGCCAUAAUGCGGUUCACCACUGUGGAGAUGCACCAAAGUGACCGUGUCAAGCUUCAAUUCGGAAUGCAUCAAGACAUCCCAGGCCCCCCAAUGUCCAUGGAACCUUGGCAUCUAAAAAAAGUCAGCCACCAGUGGUAUGCCCAAAAUUGGAAGGAAUUUGCUAAGGAGUUUCGAAAAAUGUGGAAAGACCGUGCCCACUAUGUUCUACAAUUUCCGGUGGCGCCCAACGAAAUGAAGCCGACAAGGGAAUAUGUGGAAUGGUAUAGAGCAAAUACCAAUCCAGAAAUGAUUGUGUCUGACCCGUUCUAUUUGGACGAUCCCCGGAUGCAACAGCCAUAUUUCCAACAACAACAACCACCACAGUAUUCCCAACAACAACAACCACCACCUUAUUACCAACAACAACAACCACCACAACCAUUUUACCAACAACAACCACCACCACCUUAUUACCAACAACAACCACCACCACCAUAUUACCAACAACAACAACCACAACACAUGUCCACCCCCCAAGCAAAUCAACAAUACAUACCACAAACUCAAUCCCAAUACCAUGAAGACUACCAACAACAAACUCAACAUUCCCACCACCAUCAACAGUCCCAACACCUACCACAAUAUCAAUCCCCCUACUUCCACCAAUCCCAACAAUUCCAACACGGCAAUUUCCCAAGCUCUUCCAGUCCUCCACCUAGCCCCGACACGGGUAUACAAGAGGACUACCAACAGGACUACUACACACCACAACAAACAUUGCACUUUGGCCAACCCGAUUCAACCCUAAACUACCAAAGACCACAAUUCGAGGGCGCACCCAGCAGUAGUCAGUUUGUCCCACCGAGACAAAGCUUCGAGGGCGCAGAGGGGACCCGUCUUUCCUACAGCACUGAAGGGACUUCGACCGAACCACAACGGCAAGCGGCAAGGGGGCGCGUUAGGGCAAGGGGUGGUAAUAGGGAAGCACCACCACCACGUGAACCGUCUAGGCGAGUAACUAGACCUCCCCCGUGCGGAUCGUACAAGGGACCGCAUCAUAUGUGAUUAAUCAUAUCUUUGUAAUAUUUGCCUUGUUUAUUAUUUAAAUAAAAAUAUUUUCUGUUUAUUA
Messenger RNA from Lathyrus oleraceus (garden pea), 1327 nucleotides. RefSeq names its product altered inheritance of mitochondria protein 3-like. The coding region runs from base 226 to 1263 and encodes 345 amino acids. The transcript is spliced from 2 exons. The record is from RefSeq and is a predicted model, not a curated record. NCBI's taxonomy places the organism in Eukaryota, Viridiplantae, Streptophyta, Magnoliopsida, Fabales, Fabaceae.